Messenger RNA from Carassius gibelio (silver crucian carp), 2159 nucleotides. Its product is annotated as MOB kinase activator 2. The record is from RefSeq and is a predicted model, not a curated record. Lineage: Eukaryota; Metazoa; Chordata; Actinopteri; Cypriniformes; Cyprinidae. The transcript is spliced from 6 exons. Gene Ontology annotation, cellular component: cytoplasm; nucleus. Bases 333 to 1109 code for a protein of 258 amino acids. Gene Ontology annotation, molecular function: protein kinase activator activity. Gene Ontology annotation, biological process: signal transduction; positive regulation of protein phosphorylation.
AGAAGAGAGGAAGACACUAGUGCUGAACGACUGCACGCGUUGUGCUCGCCUGCUGCGGACGCUUGUUUGUUUGCUGACUGAACUGUUGUUCUGUCUGCACCGCGCCAAGGGAAAUCGCCACCUAACAAGGCCCUGACUGUGUGCUGUCCAACAACUGGAAGCAGGAGAGGGGGUCAGAAAGUGUGAGAAGAAACCGUUUGGGGCUCCACUGCAGAUCUGCAAAGAUUCAAUGCAAAGAGUUCACGCUAUAACGGAUGCCACUUACCUGUAGUACAUCUUAAAGCCGGCUCGACAGAGGACGGGACCGUCUGAUUGCUGACCUCACAAGCUGCAUGGGGGUUCUUGUGUGUUGUGACUGCUUCUUUUACAGCACUACGGAUAUGCACUCCCAGAAAACUCCCAGAAGCGGAUUAAGUUGCAAGAUGGUUCUUCAGGCUGUUGGUAAAGUUUUAAGGAAAUCCAAAACGAAGCCUAAUGGAAAGAAAGCUCCUGCUGAAGAAAAGAAGCACUACAUGGACCCAGAGUACACAAAAGUGCGGGUCAUGGACUUUGACCUGAAAGAUUUGGUGGCGCUACCCACCAAAGAGAUCGACCUCAACGAAUGGCUCGCCAGCAACACAACAACCUUCUUCAAUCUCAUAAAUCUGCAGUAUAGCACAAUCUCUGAGUUUUGCACAGGGGACACAUGUCAAGCCAUGACGGCCUGCAACACGAUAUACUACUGGUACGACGAGAGGGGGAAGAAGACGAAGUGCACCGCACCUCAGUAUGUCGACCUUGUUAUGACUUUCGUGCAGAAAUUAGUGACGGACGAAGAUAUCUUCCCCACAAAAUACGGCAAAGACUUCCCCAACUCGUUCGAGUCUCUGGUGAAGAAGGUCUGCCGGUAUCUGUUUCACGUCUUGGCUCACAUCUACUGGGCUCACUUUAAAGAGACCGUGGCUCUGGAGCUGCAGGGACACUUGAACACACUUUACGCACAUUUCAUCGUCUUCGUCAGAGAGUUCAACUUGGUGGAGCCCAAGGAGACCUGCAUCAUGGACGACCUGUCGGAGGUGCUGUGCGCCCCCCUGCCGCCCCAUUCACACAACCACGUGACCGAGAGAUGAGCCUCCAACUCCAGGAAGACCACAAAACGUGCAAGGCCUCCUUGGAAGGGCCCUUCUAUCACCGUUUCUCACCGUCUUCAUGAGAACUGAUCAAAAGAUGACGGUGAGGGCCGGUGGUCUGCAAUUCUCCUACCAGCAGCACAGAUUGGUGUGAAUGUUUCCUACAGGACGAAACAAUCUGUCUGCAUUCUCAUUGAUACAGGAACAAUUUAGAUUUUAAUUAGCAUUUUUAUUAGCGUUUUUGCGCAUGCGCUCUGAGGUUUUCGUCGUCUUUUAGGGAAUGGUGUUUCAGCUCGGCUCUCAUCAGUGCCUUAGAUUUAUAGCUAAGGUAUUAUCUGUUUAUAUGCAACAAUGUUUAGAAAGUUAUCUUUGACCUCUGGCUCCCCCUUGUGGAGGGAGUGACGUCACCCACCGACCACUGUUUAUGAUCGCUGCAGCCUUAUUUCACAUCAAACUGUACCGAACUAGUGCAAAAUCUCUCCUUUUCGUAUUCUAGCCAUCAUUACUCAUUGCUUUAUGUUCUUUAAAUCAUUUACAAUGGUUCUGUAUGUACUUAUUAGCUUUUUAAGAUGAUGUAUAAAGGGUUUGCUGGUUUGAAUGGUGCUUUGUAGGUUUCCGACAAGGAUGUUAGUGAGAUCUGGAUGUCUGCUCGCUCCGAGAGAAGCUGCACUGUUGCAUGGCAGAUGACUUGCUGUGUUGCAUUGAUGAGCACAUCCUCCAGCGUCGCAAGUCGCAACCUUUAUUUUUUAUUUCACGUUUUUAUUCUUAAGUUAUCAGAGGUCAUGAAUAUUGUGGCAGCCCAUGUGUGUAUAAGAUGCACAUUAAUUUUCCCUAGAAACAGAUUGUACCUGUAUAAGAAAUCACAAUAAUUGCCUUUAGCGAGAGAGCAUCUCUCCUCCUCGUUUUAUUUAUUUUUUCUUUUUUAAUCUAUUUGCAGAGUUCCUCAGUUCUUGCUUUCUUUUUAUGUAUUUUAAUUAUCUAAGUUAAAAGCCACUUGAUAUUUUAAGCUCUGCAAAAUAUAAUCAGAUUAAAACAAGAAAUGCCACGUUA